AGUUAGCCUAGCUUGCUUUAGUAGCCGCAGUAUUCACACCCAUGCACAGCCAGCUGAAUGCGUCUCUUGUCUUUGUCUUGCAAUCGUAUCAGCGAGUCCUAAUUUAUUAGCUUUCUAGUCGCCUAGAAUUGUAUUUAUUUUCGCAGUAAACGUUAGAGGAAGAUGGGGACCAGAGACGAUGAAUACGAUUACUUGUUUAAAGUGGUGCUGAUUGGAGACUCAGGUGUGGGAAAGAGUAACCUGCUCUCCCGUUUCACACGGAACGAGUUUAACCUGGAGAGCAAGAGCACCAUCGGCGUGGAGUUCGCCACCCGCAGCAUCCAGGUGGAUGGGAAGACCGUGAAGGCCCAGAUCUGGGACACGGCUGGGCAGGAGCGCUAUAGGGCCAUCACCUCUGCGUACUACCGGGGGGCGGUUGGCGCGUUGCUGGUGUACGACAUCGCCAAACACCUGACCUACGAGAACGUGGAGCGCUGGCUGAAGGAGCUGAGGGACCACGCAGACAGCAACAUCGUCAUCAUGCUGGUGGGCAACAAGAGCGACCUGCGUCACCUGAGGGCCGUGCCCACCGACGAGGCCCGCGCCUUUGCAGAGAAGAACGGUUUGUCCUUUCUUGAAACUUCAGCCUUGGAUUCUACCAACGUGGAGACUGCCUUCCAGACCAUUUUGUCAGAAAUCUACCACAUCGUUUCCCAGAAGCAGAUGUCCGAUCGCCGGGAAAACGAUAUGUCUCCUAGCAACAAUGUGGUGUCGAUCCAAGUGCAGCCCACCGAAAACAAAGCAAAGAUGCAGUGCUGUCAAAGCAUCUAGCCUUGCCCCCACACCGGCUAACCGUGCCCCUACCCCCUACUCGCCCCACCCCUACCCGGCCCCCUCCCCCACCCCUCUCUUCUAAAAGACUUUGAGCGUACCGUGAUAGUCGCAAGCUCGAACCUGAUGCGGUCUGCGGAGUCUGUCGUCCCUCUGUCUGGGCUGACCCGGACCUCCUUACGUCAUCUCGUUCCAGUAAUGAGAUGUGCAGACUUUCACAAAAAGAAAAAAAACAACUGUCUUAAUACUUUGUGUGAAUACUUUUUUUUUUUUUUUUUUUUUGCUUCUUUGCCAAUGUUCUGUUGUUUACAUUGUGCGGUUUGUCUGUUUGGCUUUGUCGUGGCGUGAGUAUUACCCGACACGCUCCCUACAUUGUGGUCGGGUUUGGUGGUGGUGUGGUGAAUUUUUUGACUGAGAGAUAAAGGUGGGUUCUGUGUCUUAGAACUGAAUGUCCACACAGAUAAUGGGAGGGGAGGGUCAGGUAUAUUUGAAUGUCCAUAGAGAGAGGUCAGUACUGUGUUAAUAUUAAAUGUACAGAGAGAGGUCAGUACUGUGAGCUAAUAUUAAACGUACAGAGAGGUCAGUACUGUGUUUUCAGAACUGCGUGUUGUACAGAAUUAUUAUUUCACUACCUUGCAGUUCUACCAAGGUGCGGGAAAAAAUAGCAAACAACUGGUUAUCAGAAUAUCAACCACUCAUGGAGAGGAUUUAACAAUUUACAUGACUAAAAAGAUUUUUACUCUGUUCUAAAAGAGUGGCUGAAAUCCUUAUAUCCAAAAACGAGUGUAAACACAGAGGGGGAGGUUCAUGCUGUGUGUUAUGGUUGAAUGUCCACACACAGACAGACACACAGACAGAGAGGUCAGUGCUUGAGCAAGUCAUUUCAACAACUCCUUUUCCUCCUUGUAGUGUGUGCAUAAUUGCAUGUUUUAGCUUGGGAACAGGACAUGAGGGGAUACAUUUUUAGCACUGAAAAGACUUUCAGUAAUUAUCUGAACAGAGUCUGUGUGCAACUGCAAUUAACUCGGCCUCACAGCAGUUUAACUGACAAAGAUUUGUAAUUGUUUUUCCUGUCAGCAUCACCCAUGCAUUUCAGGCAGCUUCACUGUGCCUUUUUCAGCACAGUGUCACUUGGGAGUGUCUGCCCAUCCUGCUGACGCUCAUGCCACUAGACUGAUGAACACCUCUGUAACGUUACGGUGCAGUAGGGCCCUGAAACCACUUGUGCGCAAAGAUAACUAGAUAUCCCAAUACAAGGAUACAGUUCCUCUUACAGUUUGCGCUUAUGGUCUUCUCACCUCUGGGACUUGUAGUCCUUUGACUGCAGACCGCAUAGGACAUAGAAGCUCUUUCUUAAGUAAGGCCAUAAGAUUACUUGAGCACAUUUUGAACUGUAGCUAUCCCACUGCUGGGAUUUUUCAUGGCUUGGGCUUGUGAUCUUCUCACUCCUGGAACUUGUAGUCCUUUCAUUGCAGAUGGUCUUGUGUGCAAAAUGUCUUCGGUAGGGCCCUUAAUCUACUUGACAUCUUGACCACUGUAGCCAUCUGACUAUUGGGAUUUGUAGUCUUAGAGGCUCUUUCUUGUGCUUUGCCCACCUCCCUAUGCAGAGAAAGAAACCGUUGGAUAGCAGCUUUCGUCAAGUAGGGUUUUGAUUACAGAGAGCUCUUGGGACACUGGGCACAGCAUUUUAUGGGCUCUCCGUGGUAAAAGUCCCCUCUACGAGGAACUUAACACCAUAGCUUUCCCUGUGUACACUGCCGUGAAAUAAGGGCACAGAGUGCAUGAUAUCAAGAGAGCUGUGUAACAAUGGCAGCUUUAUCAAGAUGGCCUCUACAUGUUUUUUUUCCAGUGAAGGGAACUGUUACCUUGGAAAGCCACAAAUUCAAAACAAGUUAUCUGGUGGUCUGAGCUGGGAAUUCAGUUAAAAAGAAGUAAAUACCUUGAACAAGCAAGCAGGGGCUAUUUAUUCUGCAGCUCUAAAUGAGUUUACUGCAGGAGAGCCUUGUCUGCAUUCCUAUCUGUUCUCAUCCAGCCCUGUUUAACUUCCCAGACACAAAUUAAUAGCAUUAAAGAUUGAACACUGUCCACACUGUACUGGGUGGAGACUCUGUGGAGGCUGUGGACCCUUCUGAGAAACUGAGCUCAGAUCCUUGAUUCCCAUUGGAUGGAGUGAGAACUGACUGGGAGUACCCAUCCAAACAUAAGUAUUGAUUACUGUUGAGUGCAAUGGUUCCCAAAGUUGUAGAGGGCAUGUGGUGGGUAACAAAAUGUAAAAGAAGAUGAUGUAUAUAAUGCACCAGUGGUCCUUAACCCUGGUCCUGGGGAGCUGUAGCGUCUACUGGUUUUUGUUGUUUCUUAGCACUUGAUUGGUCAGUCAAAGCUAUGGAUUAUAACUUUUCUCACUUAAUUCUUGGGUCUGAGCUAGUUAUAGAAUUGUAGGUGAAAAUAAAAAUCAACAAACUGUAAUCUUCCAGGGUUGAGGACAACUGUCAUACUCUUAAUAGGUUUUAUUACCAGUUACCAGGUUAUAUACUGUACUAGUUAUACUCGUUGCACUAGUUUUAAUGUAAAAUCAGUUGUUUUGACCUUUGAGACAUUUCAAUCUCAUAUUUGAACUAACAUUACAUAUAUUUUCGGAAGGGGCGUGGUCACAGACAAUGCAUUUGCUCCUUCAGUCGGUCAUUGGUUUGGAAAAUUUGGGAACCACUGGCUUGUAGUCUUAAUACAUUAAAGUAAAUUAAUUCCAUUGAUUUAUAUGAAUUGCUGGGUGUGGCUGGGUUUAGUGAACUGUAUAGGUCCCAUUACCUGUUGGGGGGUGGCAUGAGGGUUGGGCUUUCUGGGUAACAUGUCCCAGCAGUGACAGGGAAGUGAGACUUUUUGAACCUCUGGAAAAUGCAGGAUUUUUCCACACCAUUUCACACCCGAGCGAUUUAAUGUGAUGACUCUUACCAGUUUUCUCCACUGUUUUACAGUGGAGAAGCAGCAUCAAUUGAUCGCUUAAUAUGAGUCAGACAUACAGUUUCAAUUCAACUGUCUUAUCGUUACCCUUUGGAGCUAUCUAAACAAGCUUACAACAGGCGAUCGACAGAACAUUGCAAUUUUUUGAGUUCACACACAUGAGUCCAUGAAGACAUUAGUGAAGCCUAACUCCACCCACACUAGACUGCAGGUGCGUGGCAGGCACUGCCAAUGACGAGAGCCACUGGGGGGCGCUGUCCACACCAUCGCUCACUUCUCUCCCCCUUCAGAGUUCAACAAAAUGACAGUGGCCUUGUCAAUAUCCUCUUUCCAAGUGACCGCUUUUGUUUUCAGUGUGUUUUAGUGUACUGUGUCUACUGUGAUUUCUGUCUGUUCUCCUGUGUGCGUAUGUUUUUUGUUUUUUUCCCAAGUUACUUCAUUCCAUCCACUGUAAUUGUUAAGAAGUGCAAAUAAAAUAAACAUUACCAUUCA
Conger conger (European conger) is the source of this 4260-nucleotide messenger RNA. RefSeq names its product RAB11a, member RAS oncogene family (gene rab11a). Gene Ontology annotation, molecular function: GTPase activity; GTP binding. Gene Ontology annotation, biological process: neurotransmitter receptor transport, endosome to postsynaptic membrane; melanosome transport; exocytosis. The coding region runs from base 163 to 810 and encodes 215 amino acids. The record is from RefSeq and is a predicted model, not a curated record. The transcript has 5 exons. Gene Ontology annotation, cellular component: transport vesicle; axon; postsynaptic recycling endosome. Lineage: Eukaryota; Metazoa; Chordata; Actinopteri; Anguilliformes; Congridae.